Molecule: messenger RNA, 696 nt
Organism: Closterium sp. NIES-65
Lineage: Eukaryota; Viridiplantae; Streptophyta; Zygnematophyceae; Desmidiales; Closteriaceae
Source: the annotation of a GenBank genome assembly
AUGCUGGUACUGCAUCCAGCCCCGCCGCUGCCACCGGACGUCAGCGCCACAAUCAACCGCCCAGGUGGGCCAGGCAAGCCAGGCGGGCCUGUCCGCAGCAGCCAUCGGUGGCAUCGUGUCGGCGGCACUGCAGCUGCUACUGCUCCCUCUCGCCACAGCUUGGUGGACCCUCACUUGCUGCCGCCCGCGGCCAGGCAGCCACAGGUUUCUCUCUUCUCUUGGCAUGCGCUCGCUCUUGUCAUGCGCUCGCUCAUGUUAUGUGCUCGCUCCUGUCAUGCGCUCGCUCUUGUCAUGAGCUCGCUCAUGCAUGCGCUCGCUCUUGUCAUGCGCUCCGCCUUCUCGCUCUUGUCAUGCGCUCGCUCUUGGCAUGCGCUUGCUCUUGUCAUGCGCUCGCUCUUGGCAUGCGCUCGCUCUUGUCAUGCGCUCGCUCUUGUCAUGCGCUCGAUCUUGUCCAUGCGCUCGCUCUUGUCAUGCGCUCGCUCUUGUCAUGCGCUCGCUCUCUGUCAUGCGCUCGCUCUUGUCAUGCGCUCGCUCAUGUCAUGCGCUCGCUCUUGUCAUGCGCUCGCUCUUGUCAUGCGCUCGCUCUUGUCAUGCGCUCGCUCUUGGCAUGCGCUUGCUCUUAUCAUGCGCUCGCUCUUGGCAUGCGCUCGCUCUUGUCAUGCGCUCGCUCUUGUCAUGCGCUCGCUCUUGUCAUAG